Molecule: messenger RNA, 1299 nt
Organism: Beauveria bassiana ARSEF 2860
Lineage: Eukaryota; Fungi; Ascomycota; Sordariomycetes; Hypocreales; Cordycipitaceae
Exons: 3
Coding region: 1-1299 (432 amino acids)
Source: RefSeq, a predicted model, not a curated record
AUGGCGAAAGAAACGGAUGAAAAGAAACGUCUCGAACGCUUGAUAAGAGAAUCAGAGUCGCGGUGCCAAGAAAGUCGACCCAAAACGGAGGAAAUAGAGAGUCGCGAGGAAGAGCGACGCAUGAACCAACGGGCGACUUUGGGCGAGUAUUUGUACAAUUGCCACUUCGACAUAUACCAGAAAUUUGGGCUCGCUAGCCCGUCGCACUGCUUUACUGGCCUCGCUCCCUCGGUCGACGGCAAAUACUAUCCCAAGUGGCUUCGGCCCUGGCGAGCCUUUACCGACGGCCAGCGACAGGAACAUUUCAAUGAUGUGAUGCGCAUCAACGGCGAGAGGCGGCUUCUCCACCAAGAGAGCACAACAAGAGAUGUUGGAGAACGCUUCACGCGCAGCAAAGCUGAUUGUAAAAGCGAGAUUCGCUAUUUUGAGUUUGUCGCUGUCGAAUGCCCUGUGCAGAAUAUUCUGGACCCACUGUGGGCUGAUGAGAGGAUGCGCCGAAAGUACCAAGUUACGGAUCUAUCAGUCAGCAGUGGUAUUCGCAACUUUCACGACCUCGAUGAUGACUUCAAUCACACACUCGACCAAGGUGUUAAAUGCGCGGCCUUUGUAUAUGAUCAGCAGGCUCCGCACAAGAUUGCCGUGGACUGUCUCGAGGCCGCUCUCGCCAAGGAGACGCUAUUCGCAGAUGUCCACAAGUUGGCUCAUGCCGAGCAGGGCAUACCGGACUCGAAAACGCAAGAGGUUCAAGAAGCGCAUGUUGCCACGGCACUCAUACAAGUUUUUAAUUUUUUGGCGGUGACCCGAGCAACAUCCCGCGUCCAGGUCGAUCACGAUCAAGUGUCCCACACUGCUGUCGCUGACCUGGCCAGCUUUUGUCUCCUGAGCCUCAGCUCCCCGGCGCUUACGGGCCGUCUGUUUCAGGAGGCUGUGGAUCAGGCGGCGCCGGUUCUAAAGAAAUGGAAGACGGAAGAGUACGUGGACCCGCUGACAGGUCCAGAGCUCGAGGUCACAGAUUCGUCGUUGGCUCCGUUCCCACGGGGCACGGAUGGGCCAUGCGAUGACAAGGACGGCAGAGUAGAGGAUCAGCAAUGUCGAAGCGCGGUGAGCACCAGCCUCAACAGGCGAGAGACAGACUCCAUCAGCAAGGGCAGUGGCGACGGCCCCGGCGGCUCUGCUUUGGCGCUCACGAGACUAUACUGCACACAGGCCUGCCUCGCUGGCCUGAAGCUGGCUCGUCCCCUGGAUAGCAGCUGCCCCAAUGUACUCCCCCAUGGCCUUAGAUAUGAGACUUUGGUGUAG